This is a messenger RNA of Pisolithus orientalis, 4798 nucleotides long. RefSeq lists its product as uncharacterized. Gene Ontology annotation, biological process: Golgi to vacuole transport; Golgi to endosome transport; protein targeting to vacuole. Gene Ontology annotation, cellular component: Golgi apparatus; membrane. The transcript is spliced from 19 exons. The record is from RefSeq and is a predicted model, not a curated record. Lineage: Eukaryota; Fungi; Basidiomycota; Agaricomycetes; Boletales; Pisolithaceae. Gene Ontology annotation, molecular function: protein binding. The coding region runs from base 86 to 4504 and encodes 1472 amino acids.
GCUGUGGCUGUGUCACUACUGCGACUGUGGUAACUGCGGGCAAGGGUCUCCCCAUACGCGUACCCGACUGUGCAGUGCGUCGAUAAUGGCCCCAGCUCACAGGACAGCUGCUUUUCUAUGGGCGGCCCUUAGCUUGCUGCUCUACAUGGGGUUCGCACUGGCCCAGGACCCACAGAUGAGCAUAUCUUACUUUGACAAUUUACCCGGCAGACUUUUCUUCUUCGAGGACACGCCAACAGCGGUUUACUAUGACGCUGUCGACGGCGACGUUUACAUCACCCAAGACGAGGGCAAGACUUGGGAUAGGGCGUCUGGCAUUCCGAGAGGCGAGGCACUCAUGGUCAUAGCACACCCUUUCGAUACGCGCUACGCAUUCGUACUGACAGAGGGCACGACUCACUACCGCACAGAAGACCGCGGUAAGACGUGGCGUUCGUUCUCCGUCCCUUCAGCCCCUGCCUUUACACCUCUCCCUCUGUCCUUCCAUUCGGACCCUACCAAAUGGGGGUAUAUCCUCUACCAGGGCACCGAAUGCACCCUCUCAGGAUGGGGAAGGUCAUGCACGGACGUCACAUAUUAUACCACCGACGGAUUCUCAUCUGAGGCAAAAGAACUCCUUUCAGACACAACGCGCUGCCAAUUUGCGCAUAGCAGUAAAGACUUCAAACAUGACGCCCACCCCGACCUUAUCUACUGUGUCGGCUUCGACUCCAGUUCCACAGGCGAAUCCCACUCCAUUUCCUCAAGCCGCCUCUACUCCAGCACUGAUUUCUUCCGCACUACCACUCUCGAAACCCUUGGCAUGGGUCGUGGCGCCAAGGGUGUCGUCGCACUCGCCAUAGUCUCCAAAUUUGCCGUCGUGGCCCUCAAAGACCUCUCCCCAGGUGCAGACGGUGCAAUGAUGCUCUACGUCACAGUGGACACCAAGGAAUGGGCCAAAGCCCAGUUCCCGCACGCGUCGCAAGCACGUCUACGUGAGAACGCGUACACGAUUGUCGAAUCGACCGUACACUCUCUCGCCGUCGAUGUCUUAAGCCAGAACCAAGGCGCCCUCGGCACUCUGUUUGUCAGCAACUCAAACGGAACCUACUUUGUCGAGUCGUUGCGCGAUACGAAUAGGAACCCGGCUGGGUAUGUCGAUUAUGAGAACGUGUAUGGCAUUGACGGCGUCGGGAUUGCGAAUGUCGUGAGCAAUUCAUUGGAUGUGGAAAGGAAGGGCCAGCCCAAGAAACUGAGGUCCAUGAUUACCCUUAACGACGGGAGCUCGUGGGCACCCCUACGUGCCCCGUCUCGUGACGUCGAUGGAAAUGGUAUAUCCUGCAACCCUAACGACGAAGAGUCCUGCUCGCUUCACUUCUACUCUGUAACUAACCCACACAACUUUGGUCGGGUGUUCUCCUCGUCGGCACCUGGUUUCGCCAUCGGGAUAGGCUCAAUUGGGAAACAACUCGCCCCAUACGAGGAAUGCGAUACUUUUCUGAGCACCGAUGCAGGUCUGUCGUGGCAAAUGAUCCAACGCAAUGCGCAUAUAUACGAAUUCGGAGAUUCUGGGAGCAUCAUUGUACUUGUGAACGACGAGGGCCCAACAAACACGGUGCUAUACUCCUUGGAUUUCGGUAGAAGUUGGAAAUCUUACAACCUCGGCAUGUCCGUCCGCGCGAGAGGUCUUACCGGCGUCUCAGACGCUACUUCUCAAAAGUUCAUACUCCUCGUACAGAUCGCACGAGAAGACCAGAAAGCGGGGCAAGGUCGGUAUGCGAUCAUCCACCUCGACUUUGCAGGAAUUCGGUCGCGCAAAUGCGGGGAUAACGACUUUGAGCAGUGGUAUGCACGUGCGAAGCCAGAGACCGAGUGUCUAUUAGGCGUCAAGCAAUGGUAUAAGCGGCGCAAGGCCGAUGCGGACUGUUAUGUCGGUGAUAAGUUCAUCGAUCCUGUCGUACAUGACGAACCAUGUCCCUGCGAGGAUCACGACUACGAGUGCGACUACAAUUACAUCCGAAGUGGCGACCAAUGCAUUCCGUCAGGAUUGGAACGUAUUCCGAGUAACAUGUGCACCUCAGGUCGGCCGGAGGAGACCUACAUGGGUUCGUCGGGGUAUCGCUUGAUCGCGGGGGAUAAAUGUGACAAGGGUCGUGGGUUGCGCAAGGACGAGCCCGUGUCGAAGUCGUGUUCGCAAGCCCAACCUGCAGAAGGGGAGGUUACGAGCCAGAUCCAUGAAUUCUCCGCUGAUAUCAUUCAGUACGAGUUCUUUAAGGAUUCCAGCACAAUUUUGGUUCGCCUUUCCGACCAUACAAUUUGGCAAUCCAGUAAUGAAGGCCUCACCUGGGAACAAAAAUACCCUGGCGAACGUUUCCUCGCCUUCUACAUGAACUCUCACACAUCCGAUCGCGCCUACCUCAUCACGGACACCUCCAAAUACUACUACACAUCCAGCAGUGGACGAUUCUGGCACGAAGCCAACGCUCCAUCCCGACCGAACACAUUCCGCGCGAGUGUGUUGAGUUUCCAGCCACGCUCGGACUAUUUGAUUUGGGUUGGAGAUGUCGGAUGUGACGGUUCUGGUGAACGGUGUCGUGCGGAAGCUCAGUACACGAGAGAUCACGGACGGACUUGGCAUUUCAUCGAUGACUACGUCGUCAACUGUGCAUGGGCGCGCGACGACGAACUGAAGAUCGACAUGACGCAGAUUCUAUGCGAGUCGUAUCUCCACAAAGAAGGUUCCCAGCGUAUGUUUGGAAGGAAUAACCCAUUGCAACUUAUCUCUGGUCGCGAUUACUAUGGGAAGCAGACCAAGCUAUUUGAUCACGUCGUUGGGUUUACGAAGUUUUCUGAAUUUUUGAUCGUCGCAGAGUACGUUCCCCAAAGGAAUGCAUUGGAUCUUCAGGUGUCCUUAGACGGUCGGACGUUCGCAGAGGGACAAUUCCCACCUGGGAUGCACCCCAACACCCACGCAUAUACCGUCCUCGAAUCCAGCACGGACGCCAUCUUCUUACACAUGACCAUGAGUGAACACCCGGCUCCGUACUGGGGCAACAUCCUCAAAUCCAAUUCUAACGGGACCUACUUCGGCCUGUCGGUUGAGAACGUGAAUCGCGAUCAACAUGGGUUCGUCGAUUUCGAGAAGUUUGCUGGGUUGGACGGGAUCGCGCUCGCAAAUGUCGUUGCGAACCCUGCAGAGGCGGCCCUAACGGGAUUGAAAGCUUUGCAGACAAGGAUCACGCACAAUGAUGGUGGGACUUGGAAACCGUUAACGCCGCCGCAAUCGGAUUCGCUCGGACAGCCAUACUCUUGCUCGACGACGAAGUGUGCUCUCCACGUGCAUGGGUACACCGAACGUACCGAUGCCCGUGCGACGUACAGCAGUCCCGCGGUCGUAGGGGUCGUCAUGGCGGUCGGAAACGUUGGUGAAAUUCUUGCACCCUACACCGAGAGCGAUACCUUCCUCUCUCGAGAUGGCGGAUUCACCUGGCAAGAAGUGCAUAAAGACGCGCACCUUUGGGAGUUCGGAGAUUCUGGCUCGGUGAUUUUACUUGUGAACGACGAAGAGCCGACAGAUCAUGUCUUGUUCACUACGGACGAAGGGUUGACAUGGAGAGAGUAUCAGUUUAGUAAGGACAAGUUAAGGAUCAGGGCAAUCGUGACGGUGCAGGAAGAUACGAGUCGCAAGUUUAUGCUGAUCGGGUAUAGACCGCAGUCCUCGGUAUCGUCGGUGAUCGUACAUAUCGAUUUUACAUCGCUCACCCAUCGGCAAUGUGAACUGAAGGAGGACAAUCCGGGCCACGACGACUUUGAGCUGUGGAGCCCGAGCGAGGAGAGACAAGAAGUCUGCCUGUUUGGCCGUCAGACGCUUUACCACCGCCGUAAGCGUGACGCAAAUUGCGUUGUGGGCAAGAUUUCCAAAGUCGAAGAGAAGAUCGUACGCAACUGUGCAUGUACGGAAGAAGACUUCGAAUGUGAGUUCAACUACGCCAAAAACGACGAAGGCAAAUGCGUCCUUAUCUCUGGGAUGACACCUCUCGAAUCGGACAACUCAUGUCGCGGCAAUGACGAGUACUGGUACGAAAGGACUGCGUACCGCAAAGUCCCGUAUUCCAGCUGUGAAGGUGGAUAUAGGCCCGAUCGAGGCUCAAGCCAUCGUUGUCCGGGGUUGAGAGGUCAUAGUACAUUCUUCUGGCUAACGAUUCUGAUGUUCCCGAUUGCGGUGACGGCAUUGGUCGUGUGGUGGUGGUAUAAGAAGAGUGGACUUGCCAGAGGAACGAUUCGGCUUCCAAGUUCCACCUCCGAUUAUCAGCCUCUCGGCUCCCUUGGCACUAGCUCAGGCAACGCCUUUGACACGCUCGCGUCCGUACCUUGGUUCCUCCUCGGAUUGGCAGGUAUCGCAUACGCUUAUGUCUCUUCGAGUAUCGACAGCCUUGUUGGUGGGCUCAGAUCCAGAAGAGGGUAUAGAGAUGUACCUGUCGAUGAGGAUGCGCAGAUAUUGAGGUUUGAAGACGAGGAAGAGUAAUGUCAGUUAGGACUGUCCUUUGUUAUCCUCAGUCGAACAGCGCGGAGGAAGGGAGGGAGGGAGUACUUCUCGCGUAUCAUAAUAAGACGCAGUAGGUAUAUGGGUGGGCGAGCCGACCUCACACGGAUGGAUAAUGUUCUAUGAUUGUUGAUUUUGUACACUGCAUGCGUACGUACCUCAGGCGUUAGUUGGGGAAAGGAAUAAUCUAGUAUAUAUGAUAUGCUUGUGUUUAUCAUGUAUAUCAAUCUCUUUUCUUCAUUCUACGCUUCUCGAGAUUACGACAUGAGUUCCGAG